Amborella trichopoda is the source of this 831-nucleotide messenger RNA. RefSeq lists its product as uncharacterized. The record is from RefSeq and is a predicted model, not a curated record. Lineage: Eukaryota; Viridiplantae; Streptophyta; Magnoliopsida; Amborellales; Amborellaceae.
AUCCCACCAUUUCCCAUUCAAUUAUUUAUCUGCCAUUUUGUGUUUCAUUUUCUGUUAGCUUUCCGUUAUUCCUGGUUAUAUAAGCCAUCGAUUUUCUGGCAUUGAUAACAUUGUUUGUGAAUUGUUGUGUAUGGUAAUGGCAACAAAAUUGCUGCCUUUACCUAACUGUAGAAAAAGCAUAUUGUUUCCAAAUGCAAAUAUGGCUAUUUCAAGAGAUUGCAUUGUUGAUCAUCUUCACAUGACUGGUUUUGACUGUGGUCGAAGACUCUUCCCUUGCUAUUGUUCUGUGGCCACUACCCUGCCUUCUUUACUAAAAAGCCCCAGCCAUAGGAAAUUGGGUUGGUUGGUCAAGAACAGCCAAGGUGGCGGACAAUUGAACUCUCCUGAGAGAAGUGGAACUCGGCUAAUUAGAGCCCUCCGAACUUUUCAAAUCAGGUUGAUUGCCAAGAUCGAGGAGUUGAAGAAGGGUUUCCCUAAAAAGUUACUUUGCUUGCUUGUUGGGUUCUAUUGUGCAACUGCAUUUGCCACAGUGAUAGGGCAAACAGGGGAUUGGGAUGUGUUAUCUGCUGGUUUGGCAGUGAUGGUGGUGGAGGGGAUAGGUGCUCUCAUGUACAAGGCUUCCUCUCCUUUGUUUGAGAGGCUCCGGUUUUUUAUCACUUUGUUUAAUUACUGGAAGGUUGGUCUCUCUCUAGGCCUCUUUUUGGACGCCUUCAAAUAUGAAAUGGAUGCAAUUCUUGGGUUCAUUACUGAACCCUUCAAUUUUGAAAUAGAUUUGUUCCCGAUGUUCUUAUAAUAGUGGUUUAAUAAGAAUAUUGGAUGUAGGUUUCUCCC